AGAUCUUUCACAAUGUGGCGUGGAAAUCCGAGAAGGGAAAGCUCAUCCAGUUCUGAGGACAGCGAAUUAGGGAGGCGUAGGCAAAGUUCCAGUCGCAGUUGCAGUCCCGAAGAAAACGCUGAAGAAACUAAAUGUUGCCCAAGAAUUGACCACACAUAUCAUGCCUCUGGAUAUGCUGCCUGCGUGAGCUGCAACAGCGUUUAUUGCUCCAAAGCGGUAUGCAAGGCCUUGGAGCAGCAGUACAAGCUGCCCGACAUGAUUUUCAAGCCCAAAAUCGACAUUCCCAAGCUGACCAGGCAGAGAUUCCCGGAGUACAUCGCGUCGCAAGAUGAGUAUUUCGAAAGAAAGGCUCAGCAAUAUGCCAGGGAGCAGAACUUGUCGAAUAGGCCGGAGGACUUUCAGCGUCUUGAACAAGCUCGCGAUACACACGAUGCCUUUUUGGAGUAUGUAAGGGCCAGGAUUCCAAAAAACAUAAUAAUAAGUCCUCCAGUCCGUCCUCGUGCAAGGAGCGAGCAACCUCAAGCUGGACCCAGUAGGGCCCCUGAUCCUCCACCAGCAAGAAGGGAAUCUCAAAUCCAAAUAAUACAAUAUAAAGUACCCUCGCCCCGUUCAAAAUUUGUGCCCAAAGCAAAAAAAUUGUCGAAAUUUACGACUCAGUCAUACCAAACUGAUGAAAAUGUUACUUUUACUCAGUCUGGCACAAUGGUUGGGAGACCUGUGACCAGAUCUACAAACCGAUCUAGCAGUGACACAAAUUUGCUUCAAUUGAAGAAAUCCGAGAAAAAAGACAUAAAGAAAAAACUAAUACAAAAACCGAUAAGAUCUGUUUCAAAUACAUCCAUCGAAUACCAAAGUGAACCACUACCAAAAGUGGAAAAGAAGAAGUCGAAAAAAGCGCUUACUCUGACAGUUUCUGCUACAGAAACUCAGAUAGUUGGGUUAGAGAAUGAAGAUGAACCUAUGCCGGGAACAUCCACACAAGAAGGACCAAGAAGAAGCCGCAGAUCUAGAAUCCCAGUCAGAAGAGUAUCUGAAGGUCCUCCACAAGAAAAACCAAAGAAAACCGGCAAACCCAAAAUCCAAGUCAACCCAACCCAACUCCAAUCUGAAGGUGCUUCACAGGAAAAACCAAAGAAAACCGACAAACCCAAAACCCAAGGCAAAAAAGGAAGCAACCCAACCCAAUCCCCAUCUGAAGGUGCUUCGCAGGAAAAACCAAAGAAAACCGACAAACCCAAAACCCAAGGCAAAAAAGGAAGCAACCCAACCCAACCCCCAUCUGAAGGUGCUUCACAGGAAAAACCAAAGAAAACCGACAAACCCAAAACCCAAGGCAAAAAAGGAGGCAACCCAACCCAACCCCGUAAGAAGUAAAUGUUAUGUUAUUGUUUAUGUGCAGUUGUGCAAUAUUUAGUUUAGUUAUUAGAUUAAAAUAGUUCUGUCCCAACUAUUUCAGUUAAGCAGUAUUCUUAUCAAUAAAACUAUGUUUAAAAUAGGAAGCAACCCAACCCCGUUGGAAGUAAAUAUUAUGUUCUUGUUUAUGUGCACUUGUGCAAUAUUUAGUUUAGUUAUUAUAUUAAAAUAGUUUUGUCCUAACUAUUUCAGUUAAGCAGUAUUCUUAUCAAUAAAACUAUGUUUUAAAAUAGGAAGCAACCCAAC
Brassicogethes aeneus is the source of this 1659-nucleotide messenger RNA. The record is from the annotation of a GenBank genome assembly. Lineage: Eukaryota; Metazoa; Arthropoda; Insecta; Coleoptera; Nitidulidae.